AUGGGGUUCACUACUUCCUUCAUUCGAGUGUUUCGUAUUUUUUUCAAAGAAUUCUGUAGCAAUACCAAUAUCCAUGGUUUUCAUUACUUCACUGAUAAAUUGCUACACAAAAGUGAAAGAUGGUGGUGGAUAAUUGGUUUUGGUUUAUCACUCGGUUUGUGUGGUACUAUGAUUCGCGCCGUUUGGUUGGACUGGAAUGAGAAUCCAAUGACCUUGAAUUUUGAUGAAGUGGCACCUAUUUCGGCCAUCCCAUUUCCAACCGUAAUAAUUUGUAACAGGGUGAAAACAUUAAAGCAUAAAUUGGAUGUAUCAUCUAAGUUCAAAAUAGGAAAUAAUAAUAUAAAGUUAUCUGGCAAACUAUCUGAUAUUGAGGCAUCGCAAUUUGAUGCGUUAGGACACAUUUGUCCAGCUUUGAAUUUAUUUCCUAAAUACCGAAAUGAUUUCACAAACGAAUCCAUCUACGAUGUACUUGAGAACCUCGCUCCCAAUCUUGAUAAUUCAUUGUCUGGAUGCCAAUGGCAAUCAAGUGACAUCAGGUGCUCUGACCAUUUUAUUCCAAUGAUGACUACGGAAGGUCAAUGUUUUGCAUUUAAUGCUUUGAGCUCGAAUGAAAUGUAUACAGAUGGAAUGGUGUCAAGAAAGAAGAUGACCACGAAGAACAGUCCAAUGACAUCUGGCUGGAGUUUUGAAAGUGGCUAUACUGAUGGAUUUGAAGGCAACGUUUAUCCCAAUCGUAUGAUUGGCGCGGGUCAAAAUUAUGCUAUGGAUUUUGUUGUUUCGCAAAACACGAAUGAUUAUGAUUAUAUUUGUACAGGAGUUAUGAAAGGAUUCAUAUUGGAUAUAAAAGUUCCAGGUGAAAGAACAUCCGAAUUUCAUGCUAGGUUUUUCAUUUCAAUGUCACAAGAUAUUCAGAUAACGAUUAAACCUAAACUAAAAGAUAUUUCGAAAGGCAUGAGCUUUUAUAAAUCAAAUCAGCGUCAAUGUUUUUUCAAUUCUGAGCGAAAAUUGCGAUACUUCAAAAUCUAUACGAAAAACAAUUGCGCAGAAGAGUGUUUGGUAAAUUUCACUAAAAAUGAAUGCGGAUGUGUAAAAUUUUCUAUGCCAAGAGACAACAAUACAAAAAUCUGUGGUGCAGCGCGUAUCGAAUGCUAUAUAUACGCUCAGAAAAAAUAUGUAUCCCAUUAUGGAAAAUUGUUUCGUGACGAAUGUAAUUGUAUGGAAUCAUGUAUUGAUAUUCAGUACGAUAUAAAAACUGAAAAAAAAUUUUUAUUUAUGACGAACAAGAGUAACAAUAUUGGAUUCGAAGCGAGUGAAAUAGGUCAACUAUCCACACGAGUCUCCAUUUUCUUCCAAGAUCCCGAAGUCAAAAUAGAAAAACGGGUGGAAAGGUACACGAUUACUGAUUUUCUAGCAAUUUGCGGUGGUUUGCUUGGAUUAUUUUUUGGCAUUUCCUUUUUGAGCAUCGUCGAAAUCGUCUAUUAUGCCACAAUUCGCUUGUUUUGGACCAUUUAUCGUCCAAGACCACCAAAAAUACAGCCACAGGAGGAUUAUGAACCAUUUGGCCAAAAGUUAUACUACAAAUAUCGAGUGACGAGAUGGAUGUACACUUUGUGGCAGGUGUUGCGGAUAUUUUUUAAAGAAUUCUGCAAAAACAGUAACAUCCAUGGCCUUCGAUAUGUGACCGAAAAAAAGCUACACAUUAUUGAGAGAUUGGUAUGGUUGAUCUCCAUUGGUGUUGCUCUCUGGUAUAGCAGCUCUAUGAUUCAGAAGACCUAUAUCGAGUGGCAAGAGAACCCAGUGAAAAUAAGCACAACAGACACACGAUCACUGAUUGAGAUGAUCCCAUUUCCAAAAGUAACAAUCUGUCUAGACAUUAAAGCGCAGAAACAUAAAUUGAAUAUAGCAUCAGCACUUGAGUCGCUUAAAUCUAAAUCCAAUUUAUCUGACAUGAACGCCAUCCGUGUCAAUGCUUUGGCUCAAGUGUGCCCAUAUCUACCAGGUCAAAUUGAGCUUGACGACGAUUUUGCAAAUGAAUCUAUGUACAAUACCAUUCGAGAUAUUGCACCCAAUUUUGAUAUAGUUCUAUGUCUAUGGCGUUCAAAAGAUUGCAUCAAGAAUUUUAAACCCAUUUUCACAGAGAAAGGUCUUUGUUUUACAUUCAAUGCCUUGAAUUCGCAUGAAAUAUACACAGACGGAAUGAUAAUGAACAUGAGGACGGUUGAAAAUAAUCUGAAUGUAUCCUCACACUGGAGUCUACAAAAUGGAUAUUCAAAUCCAUUCAACGAUGGAAAUUAUCCAUUCCAGGCUUUUUCGUCAGGAGAAAAAGCUUCCCUGGGCCUUGUACUUUUGACCUCUAAAAAUAAUCUGGAGCCCCAAUGUAGUGGCAUCGAGCAAGGCUUUAAAAUAUUUUUAUCCACGCCUGGCGAAACAUUGCAAACGUCACAUAGGUACUUUCAAAUACCGUUUUUACAUACUCACGUGUUCAAGAUUGAUCCUGUAUUAACAACAACCACCGAAAAAUUGCGUCGCUUCAAACCACAUCAACGAGAAUGUUUUUAUGGCGAUGAGCGACAGUUGCAUUUCUUCAAAAUGUACACGCAAAUCAACUGUAAAGAAGAAUGUUUGGCGAACUUCACAAAGCAAGAGUGCGGAUGCGUGAAAUUUUCGCAGCCAAGAGACAAGAGUACUCGAAUCUGUGGAGGAGCGAAGAUAGAGUGUAUGAAGGAAGCAAAACGGAAAAUUCAAACCACAAAUAUAGGUAAAACAUUUGAAGAUGAAUGUAAUUGCAUACCAGCAUGUACGUUCAUCAAGUACAACGCAAACUGUGAUCGGAUUGCGCUGAACCCGGAUUCGUUAAAUCUUGGGAGUAUAUCGAAAGAUGAAUAUAUUACAAUGAUUGGUUUAAACAUCAACGUGAUAAACACAGUCAAAAGGAAUGAGCUGUACACUUACGGUGAUUUCUUAGCAGUUUGUGGUGGUUUGCUUGGACUUUUCACUGGUUUUUCUGUAUUGAGCUUCAUCGAAAUAAUUUAUUUUGCCACUUUGCAUUUAUUCUGGAAGCUUCGCUUUUUGAAAGCGAAGAAUGCGGCAGCACCAAAUCAUCACAAUGCUACCAAUAUGGCACCUCGACAAGUGACUAAUGCGUGGAUAUAAUAGCAUGGUUCAUAGACUUAAAUCUUUAUUCUAUUACUAUCACUUCGUUUAGAUUUUGAUUAGUUUUCUUCAAGAUUUUUUUUGAAAUUCCAAGCAUCAGCUGCAUUUGUGUUACAUUUGGCAAUAUCUUAACUAAUAUCAAUAACUAUAUCCCCGUGCUGAGUCCACUGUGGACUAAGUCACUAUUGACUGUAAGUGACUAUAGUUAGCUAAAUUCAUGAAUUUUAUCGAUUUGAAUUUGAAUCGACUAUAGUUACUCAGUCAGUCAGGCGAUUAUUUUGGGACGUUUUUACUAUCACCCGAUAGUAACUAUGAUUAUUGUCAACUAUAGUUGGCUGUUGCAAUUGACCAUAGCUUACUUUGAUUGAUUGAAGUUAACAAACGGUUAGUUAAAAACUAAUAUUGCUUGUUUUUACAGUCAAAAGUCAGUCACUUUGUCCCAAAAUCUUCAGUCAUUUUUUUUCA
This is a messenger RNA of Contarinia nasturtii (swede midge), 3618 nucleotides long. RefSeq lists its product as uncharacterized. The transcript has 12 exons. Gene Ontology annotation, biological process: sodium ion transmembrane transport. NCBI's taxonomy places the organism in Eukaryota, Metazoa, Arthropoda, Insecta, Diptera, Cecidomyiidae. The record is from RefSeq and is a predicted model, not a curated record. Bases 1 to 3153 code for a protein of 1050 amino acids. Gene Ontology annotation, cellular component: membrane. Gene Ontology annotation, molecular function: ligand-gated sodium channel activity.